This is a messenger RNA of Puntigrus tetrazona (Sumatra barb), 4033 nucleotides long. RefSeq names its product ubinuclein 1 (gene ubn1). The transcript has 17 exons. The record is from RefSeq and is a predicted model, not a curated record. Lineage: Eukaryota; Metazoa; Chordata; Actinopteri; Cypriniformes; Cyprinidae. Gene Ontology annotation, cellular component: nucleus. Bases 515 to 3232 code for a protein of 905 amino acids.
GCAGGGAACGGUGAUUUUGGAAAUAGUUGUGGGUGUCCAUAUCAGUGAUGAAAUUUCUCUAGUAACAACGCAUCGCUACUAAUAUAACUGAUCGUCAAUACCACAUCGAACCAAUACGGAGCCUCGUGAUCGCCAAGGUGAACCGUCGAGCGAUACAAACCGGAGAUUUAAAAAACCAAAAAAAACAAAAACGACUCCCGUCUCCCGUUUGCGCUUUGCAUCUGAAAACGACAAUUCUCCAUUGCCAUGAUAACUCAAGCGAAUGCUUUGUGGAGAGCAUCCGACUAUCGGCGUGACAACGGCUGCGCGCUUCACCGAGGGCCGCGGAGAUAGAAUGAAACGAACGCUUCCGAAGAGACUGGACGUUAGAGAAUUCAUCAGAACAUGCCGUACAAGACGGCGCCUCAACGAUUCACCGUUACAUGACAUGGAUGAACAUCCGUGGCUCAUAAUUAAUCAACCAAACGCGCACCUGUUCGGGAAGAAUCGCGGAGUGUUGCUGUCGGUCUGAGCAAUGGCCGCGCCGAGAAGAAUUCAUCUCACCGCACUCUCAAGCAAUGCACGCUUUCCUCUUCCCACCGUCCCCAGUGCCACCGACCAGCCCGUCAAACAGGGCUUACCGGCGCCGGCACCCCCGCAUCCUUCAACGAGAGUGGAAUUAAAACUCUUCGAGUCGAAUGAGCAACGCUGCCCGGAGUUUAGCUACCCGGAUUUGAUCAGCGCAAAAGAAACCACUGAGAUAAAGAAACCUCUAACGUUAGAUGAGGUUGUGGAGAACCAGGAGAGAGAUGAACUGGAGGUGCUUGUAAAAAAGUUUGAAGCAAAAUAUGGUGGAGCUGGCAAAAGAAAAAAAGACCGUUUACAGGAUCUGGUGGAUAUGGGCUUUGGUUACGAUGAAUCCGAUUCAUUCAUUGACAACUCUGAGGCCUAUGAUGAGCUUGUCCCAGCUUGUCUCACCACCAGAUACGGAGGCUUCUACAUCAACUCUGGAACGCUGCAGUUCCGGCCAGCGUCUGAUGAGGGAGAAGAGAACGAGAAUGACUUUGAGGGCAGCGGUUUUAAACCUAAGAAACGAAAGCUUAAGCAAGGAAAAGACAAGAAGAUUGGGAAGAAAAAGAAAGAGGAAGACAUGCUUGCUAGGAAGGAAGAAGAGGAAGCAAGAAAGAGGUUUUCGCGGCUGGAUAGAUUAGUGUUUACUACCCUGAAGAAAACACACUUUCCAAAAUAUCCUAUAGGAGUAAUCAUUGAUUCUUUUAUAAAUGCCCUCAUUGUUUGCUUUUUCCUUCUUCUCAGCACCCUGCCAGACAAAUCGUCUGCGAAGAAGAAGAAAAACAAGAAGCCGCUGAGCAUCGACAAGAUGCUGAAGAAGUUCCACAAGGAAAAGCUCCAGCAGCUGCAGAUGUUCAACUCUAGAGAGAGAGAUGCUCAUGCUCUCAACGACGCCAUGCAAGCUGAGGUUCAAGAACCGCCCAUAUCAGCUGACCCCCUUCUCACGCUUAUUGGUUCUGCCAGUGCAGAUGACCUCCUUCAGGCGGUCAAAGCAGCAGAGCAAGACUUUGACUUAGAUGGACUCCUGGGGGAGCCGCAGAACAUCUGCUCUCCAAGCCUGGAGGACAACAGAGAGGCUCUGGUAGUGUCCGUCACUGAGAAACCCCCUACAUUACUUCCCGAUGGUCUGCCGCCUAUAUUAGAGGAGCACAUUAAGGAACUUUCCCAGGCUGUCAAGAAAAUUGAAGGGCAAAACAAGAUGGAAACUUUGUCUUCAGAACUCAACAGUGUUCUGCUAGAUGUGGAGGUGAACUCUAAACAGCUUAGCGGCAAAGUGCGCUCCAGAAUCUUCUCCUAUUUGGCAUCACAGCUGUCCUGCAGCAAAGGCACUCUGGUUAAAAGAGCCAAAAAACUCCACAGUCUACAGCAGGAUGAACAGCUGCGGGAGCUGCUGAAGAAGCUGGAGAAUGCGGUUGCCAGGUCCAUGCCAGAACAGAUCACCCGUUUCCAGAAUCACUGCCAAGCUCACUCUGAAGCCAGAGCUGCCAAACUUGAGGCUGAGAAAGAGAGGGUGAUUGAUGGCUCUGAUGAAGAAGAAGAGGAAAGGAGUGGAAAACGAGUGUUCGGGCCUCGCAAGAGGUUCAGAUGGAACGAAGAGAUCAGGGAGCUGCUCUUUGAGAUCGUCAAUUUGAAGAUGAUUAUUUAUGAUUCCGAGUCGCUUGCGUGCUCUAGUUUGGAAGAGUAUCUGAAAGCAUUCCUAGAGGCCGAUGUUAAACCACUUUGGCCUAAAGGAUGGAUGCAAUCCAGGAUUUUGCUUAUAGAAACACGAAAAGCCCAUGGCCACAUUACUGGUGUUGUGGCAAGGAAAAAGCCAAUAGGUACAACAAAACUAAAAAAGGUCAGCUCCACCCCUGAGGAUAGUAAGAAUAAUCCAGAAAUUCAGGGCCCACCAGCACUUAAACGCAAACGCUUGAGCGUACCUGUGAGCAUGCAACCCGAAGCCACGCUGAGCACCACUGCCAAAACCCCCUCAAACACACAAACAUCUGCCGCCUUCUCCACCCAUCUUCCUAAUCAGAACCACAAGGAAGGUAACAAGAUUGAGAACCAUCAUACCAGCACUCAGAGAAGUCCGGUGACGGCAGAGGGAGCUGGAUCAGUCCAGAUGAUGUGGAGCAGGUCUGCUGUGGAUUCGGAUUCAAAGCGGCUCCAGACUGGAGAGAGGGCGACUCCAAAACUGACGCUGGUGGCUCCGCCGGAUGGUGCUGAGGGAGACUGUCCGUCAGUGGUGCAGGGAGUGGCCAGGCUGCUCACCACGACCUCAGUGGGUGACACGCCAGUUUCUAUGGCAGCAGCAGCCGGUGAGAUCUCCUGUGGAAACCCAGCUCUUCCCACUCCUUCUCUAUCACUCCUUCCAUCCUCUUAUCCCAGCACGGUACAGCCGGGGGUUUUACCGAGCUUUGCCCCCCUGCAUGCUCUCCCGUUCCCUGGGCUCAGCCCUGGCACCAAACUCCCUGGACAGCCUCAGGCCUGCAAAGGAGCUGUUUUUCCUGGCCCAGCAACUGGAAAUUUCCAGCAUGGUCUCGCACACGGUAACUCCAUGCUGUGCUCUAGCACGCUUCAUCUUCUCUCUGUCCCUGUUUCUUCUCCUGCUCCUCUUCAUUCUUUAACACCAUGGCUCUUUGGUUUAGAUGGAAGCCAGAUGCACACAGAUGGUCUAAAUGCUCGGAGAAAGCUACAUUAAUGGCCAUUAGAAUGAAAUGAAAGAUGGCUGUUACCUAAAGCAAAAUCUGCUACUUUUCGUAUGAUUAUGAAGAUGGAGCUGACAGAACGUGGAUCUGAAUUCAAAUUUAAAAGAGAAGAUUAGGAGACAUUUAAUUUGUAUGUUUUAGAAUCAAUCUUUUUCAAAAAAAGUUUAUUUGGAUAAAAAAAAAAAUGCACUUAUUGAAAAUGGACAUAAGGACUAUAUCUAUAAAUCUUUUUGUUUUUCACAGUAUUGAUUAUAUUUAGAAUGAUUUGACCAGCCGUGUGACCUCAGUGCAGUGAUAUGCACUUGUAACGCACUUACUUUCAACUUCUAAGGCAGAUAUUUCUGUAUUCUACACCUCCUUAAUUUCCAUCUCUCUCUCUCUCUCUCUCUCUCUCUCAGAGGGGAUCUACCAGUUAAGAUCCACAAUCCUAACUUAUUUAUGAAAUUAAAUGAACGGUUAAUUCCAGGUGGUGUGGGUUUCCACGCUACAGUGUUAUUUUCAAAUACAUGUUUGCAUUGAAAAUAUAAAGGAGCUCAGAAUCUGUUGUACUAGUCAAAGCCAGAGACUGCACUUUUUCUUGUUUUCUUGAUGUUGUUGUUGUUGUUGGACUGGGUAAUGAAAAUGAUGCCAGUGUAAUGAUCUCAGGGCUGUUUAAGUACGGUGGCCGAGUUAUUGAGUAAUGCUGCAAUAUAUGUAGAGAACAUGCACUCGCUUUUGUUUUUGAACUUACUGAAAAAUGACUUUGAAAAAAUAUUUGAAGGUGUAAUGUGGAAAUAAAGUUUCCUAAAAUAUUC